UUCUUUCAUUUUUCAGCCAUGAAACCCUUGGGUAUUUUAAUAUUACUAACCCUCGGGGUUUAUGUUGAAGGUAGAGGACUGUGUAAAGUUACCGGUAAGUGUCAUUUGAAAAGUGAACCGUUUAUUGAAGAAACGAAUGGUCGUUGUUUCCGUGUGACUUGCAAGAGCACGGAUAAGGGCCCUGUGGAGGAAUGUGUUCCUGUAGAAUGUGAAUCAAAGGAAAAGAGAAAAAAUGGUGUGGCGAAUGAAAGAAACAAGAGAAGUGAAGAAGAGAAAACCGAAGAAAGAAGUGAUGUAGAAGAAUCGCAAAAGUAUAAAAGAAAGCGUUCAGAUAACGAAAAUGAAGAAGCAAACAUCGAAGGGGACAAUAGUGAAGAAGGCAAAAACGAAGCAAGACGAACUAAUACAGUUAACGAAAAUGAAGAAGUAAACACUGAAGGUGACGAUAAGGAAGAAGCGAAAGCUGACGAACGAAGAACUGUUGCAAAGGAAUCGAAAAAGAAUAAAAGAAAACGUUCAGUAAACGAAAAUGAAGAAAAUACCGAAGGUGACGAUAAGGAAGAAGCGAAAGCUGACGAACGAAGAACUGUUGCAAAGGAAUCGAAAAAGAAUAAAAGAAAACGUUCAGUAAACGAAAAUGAAGAAAAUACCGAAGGUGACGAUAAGGAAGAAGCGAAAGCUGAAGGAACAAAUAGCGAAAGCAAAUCACUACUGAGCCGAAUUCUACGCCAUGCACACACAAUUUUUCAUUAGUUUAUACUAAAAAGUUACUUUCAUUAGUUGCAUCUGAAAGAAAUUGAGUUCUAUACUGUUUUGCGGAAUAUAAAAUUAGAAAAAGUU
Messenger RNA from Octopus bimaculoides (California two-spot octopus), 840 nucleotides. RefSeq lists its product as uncharacterized. The record is from RefSeq and is a predicted model, not a curated record. Lineage: Eukaryota; Metazoa; Mollusca; Cephalopoda; Octopoda; Octopodidae.